GCGCGAGGGACGGAAAGCGCUGGGGGAGGGGAAGGGGGGCGGUGUAAGGGUGAGUGAUUUCCUUCCGGCACGUCGCCCGCUCCGGGGGAGGGGGUGGGGGGUUUCACUUCCGGGACGGUGUUCCGGCCCAUUCCGGCCCAUUUCCACCCCCGGAGCUCUCACCCUUCCAGUGCCGACGGUAGAGAGAGACCUUACUCCAGGGGCUUCCUCCUCACUGGGGAAUUGCCGGAAAGAGCAAACAAAAAAGGCGCUGGUGUAGGCUCCAAAAUAAACACAUCUGAAUUCAUGAUGGCAUCGACAGAGGCUCUUAUUGGAUUAAAAGUUUCAAAACAAACAAAAACGCUUUGGAAAAAGCAGGGUUGAAUGCCUGCCUACACCCUCAGGCACGACCAUGGAGAAAGGUGGGAACAUACAACUGGAGAUCCCUGACUUCAGCAACUCUGUCCUGAGCCAUCUAAACCAGCUGCGCAUGCAGGGCCGUCUCUGUGAUAUUGUGGUCAACGUGCAGGGACAGGCUUUUCGGGCUCACAAAGUGGUCCUGGCUGCCAGUUCACCCUAUUUCCGGGAUCACAUGUCCUUGAAUGAGAUGAGUACUGUCUCCAUUUCAGUCAUCAAGAACCCUACUGUUUUUGAGCAGCUCCUUUCUUUCUGUUAUACGGGGCGGAUAUGCCUGCAACUGGCAGAUAUCAUCAGCUACCUGACAGCUGCCAGUUUUCUGCAGAUGCAGCAUAUUAUAGACAAAUGUACACAGAUCCUGGAGGGGAUUCACUUCAAAAUUAAUGUGGCAGAGGUUGAAGCAGAAUUAAGUCAAACGAGGACAAAGCAUCCAGAAAGGCCUCCGGAGUCUCACAGGGUGACACCGAAUCUAAACCGUUCCCUUAGCCCACGACAUAAUACUGCAAAGGGAAACCGGCGAGGUCAGGUUAGUGCUGUGUUGGAUAUCAGGGAGCUCAGUCCUCCUGAGGAGUCCACCAGCCCUCAGAUAAUUGAACAGAGUUCUGAUGUAGAGAGCCGGGAGCCCAUUCUUCGAAUCAACCGAGCAGGACAGUGGUACGUGGAGACGGGAGUAGCAGACCGGGGGGCCCGGAGUGAUGAUGAAGUUAGAGUUCUUGGGGCAGUACACAUCAAAACGGAAAACCUGGAGGAGUGGCUUGGGACUGAGAAUCAGCCUUCCGGAGAAGACGGGAGUAGCGCCGAGGAAGUCACAGCCAUGGUGAUUGACACCACCGGCCAUGGUUCUGUGGGGCAGGAAAAUUACACUCUGGGAUCUUCAGGAGCCAAGGUGGCUCGGCCGACAAGCAGUGAAAUUGACAGAUUUAGCCCCUCCGGCAGUGUUGUUCCCUUGACGGAGAGACACAGAGCCAGAAGUGAGUCUCCUGGGAGAAUGGAUGAGCCUAAGCAGCCCAGCUCCCAGGUAGAAGAGUCCGCAAUGAUGGGAGUAAGUGGCUAUGUGGAGUAUCUCCGAGAGCAAGAAGUAUCUGAGCGGUGGUUCCGGUACAACCCCCGUCUCACCUGCAUCUACUGCGCCAAAUCUUUCAAUCAGAAGGGGAGCCUGGACCGCCACAUGCGCCUGCACAUGGGAAUCACGCCAUUCGUCUGCCGCAUGUGUGGCAAGAAGUACACCCGGAAGGAUCAGCUGGAGUAUCAUAUCCGCAAGCACACAGGCAACAAGCCCUUCCACUGUCACGUAUGUGGCAAAAGCUUCCCCUUCCAGGCCAUCUUGAAUCAGCACUUUCGCAAAAACCACCCUGGCUGUAUUCCCCUGGAGGGGCCUCACAGCAUCUCCCCUGAAACAACUGUCACAUCUCGAGGACAAGCUGAGGAAGAGUCGCCUUCACAAGAGGAGACAGUUGCUCCUGGGGAAACUGCCCAGGGCUCUGUGUCCACCACUGGUCCAGAUUGAAACGUGGAGGGGGAGGGGGCAGACCCUCUUCCCCUUUGGGCCGUAAGCAGCCAGCAUGAGGGCCACGGGCUGGUACUUAGAUUCACAAAACGCCACAUCACUAGAUCGGAAGAUACUCCCAAGAUGUUGCCAAACUAGAGGAUCAGCAACAUACGCAGAAGCACGAGAGGCUCUUCCCCUCCUCCUUCCCACCUCAUACUUUGGGAAAUAAUCAAGUAAAUCAACUUUCUAAUUCAGGGAUCAACAGCCUUGGUUUGUUAACUUUAUAAGAAAAAAAUUUUUUUUAAAAAACAGUGAUAAAUGGUCAUUUAUCUACCAGUCAUGUUUGAACACUGUACUUUGGUCCAUAUCAUCCUGGUGGCUGUAAUUGCCCAGAUCUAAAACACAGCAGGAGCCUUGGUCAUCUGAACCAGCCAGCCACGAGAGAGAAGGAAGUGAGAGAGAAGGAAGUAAUCGCGACGGUGACAAGAAGGAGGAAUUUCUCCUCUUCCUUCCCUGCCAGAACAUGCAGUUUCACAUUUCAAGGAAAAAAAAAAAAAAAAAAAGAAUCCUGGUGGUUGUUACUGAUUUGAAAAGUUAGACCUUCUCUUUGCCCUGAUUAGGCAUCUGACACUUUGCCUGAUUGUUUCAUGUAAGCAGCCAUCUUGGAGCGGUGUUCUCGUGGGCAGCGUCACCUGAAGCUCUCUAGGCAACUGGAAGGGAAAUGAGCAACAAAGUGUUUGCAGUAGGUUCUGCUACAUUUGGGGGCUUGAGUUUCAUGUUGGGGAAGAGGGGAGCGGGGAAGGAAGUGAGGUUUUGUGCAAAUGUCCAAUGGCGCAGAGUACUGCAACUUCCUGAUUGGUGUUUGUAAACCAUAGUGCUUAAAUAUCUUUGGGUGUUAGGAAAUGGCUCUAGUCCAGAUGAAUUAAUGUGUUAGGCUGACUACCAAAGUUUCAUCCAGUCUCUCUGGCUCCUACCUUCACAGAACAGCAAUAUUCUACAUCAGAAAUGUCACUUUCUAGUGAAAUGAGCCUGGACUGUAUUUUUAAAUCUACAGGUCUCCAUAUUUGAUAACUUUUAUAUGAAGUUUUAAACACAUUUUUUCUGCAAUAUUGUGGUUGAGGAAAUCCAGCACUAUGGUUCUUAUUGCAACCACAAUUCCAUUUCCUUCUACGUAUGUAAUAGUUUAUAUUUUCAGGCCAAUAGAAGAACCUCACUAAAUCCAUGUCUCGCGUCUGCAAACCUAGUAAUUCAUAAACCAACCAUCAGCAAAUUUGCUGGUGACUCCAAGAGCUUUGCUUUUUAAUAAUACACUACAGGGCAUUUACCAGAAAACAUCAGGCACAAUCAUGUUGCAAUAAAUUGAUCAAGGGAUCAAUUUGAUCAGGUUUGGUUACUUAAUCAUUCCUAAGAUUUUUAAAACUUCAAGGGACCUUUUUGGUAAUUCUGGGGAUUUCUGAGAUUCUUCAUCCAGCAUUGAGAGUCAGAAAAACUUUAGCAAACAUGUAGAGUUUUAGAUGCCCUGUCUUGCAUUCAGAGAAUGAAGGAGGAUUAUUAAGGGAUGCAGGCAAGUAGAUGCAAAUAGGAAAGAGAAAAAUAUAUAGCUUCUCUUAAUCAUUAAAUUUUUAAGAGUAUUGAAAUAUGCAGUGGUUUAAGAAAUUAUCUUGGUGCAGAGGCACAGAAUGAUUGUAAAAGAGAUUCGGGGAGGGGCUGGUCAUGCCUGCACUGGUGAGCCACCUGUGAGAAUGUUAGUGCGUGCUCCCUUUCUGAGAAUGCUUUGUGGUAUGUGGAAAGGUGGCUGGAACGGAAUGGCGUUUCUCUGAUGAUAGGAAGUUAGAAUGCAAAGAGUAACUCACAAACAAUCUGAUAAUUGUAUAUACACAUAAAGCUGCACCAUAUUGCUAGAGAGCGGUUAUUUUCUCUUCUGGAAAAACGUAGCAAUGUGUCUUUUAAUAGGAAUGCUAUGAUACUACCAUUUGAUGAGAGCCUUCCCUUAAAUGAUACGUUGAAGCUUUGUCCUUAGGAGAUGUAGACUAGAGCAUUCUCCUCUUUAGUUGGGCAACAGAAUGAUAGGGCCACCUUAGGGACCAGCUAUGCCCUGUGGGCAUAAAAGUGGAUUUGAAAUUAGACUAAAAUCUCUAGUGAAAAUUUUAGCUGGUAAUCACGUCUGUCCAUGAACAGUUUGCCAUUACUAAAUAGGCAGGAAGGUGAGAAGUACAGAAUAUGCUGCUGUAGAUGGAGCUUUUAAGCCUACCAAAAAAAUGUUAAGUCCAUCCUACUUUUGAGAAGUAGUAUGUUGGAAAGUUCUUUAUGCUUUGUUAGUUUCUUAGGUUUUCUGUGAGAAAAUGGAGCUUUUUAAACUAUGACCAAAUUGUAAAGGUGAACUGCAGUAAUGUUUGUAAAGAGAAAGUUGGCAGCGUUUGUCAGUACUCCAUCCAGGAUUAGCAACAAGCAUUUUAAACGAAGUAGAGACUAUCUAGUAGAUGUGGAAAUGCUGGGAGUGUUUGUUGGGUUCCCUUCCGUUCUCAUCCACUUGUAAUAGAUGUUGCUGAAUUGAUACUGUGAAUAGAGUGCUACCUGGUCUUCUAGGACCACAUCAGCACAGUCGUGUUGGCUGGUCCUCACCUCCUCAUUGGCCUAGCCCGGAGCCAUGGAAUUCAUGAACAUUCAAGCCAGGCUAGCUUUUAAACGAAGUAAAGUUUCUGAAAGCAAUUUCCGUGUUAGCUAGAAAAGGUAUUAGCAUUCUACAUAACUGUCCAAGAUUCUUAUCCAGGUUCACUGUGACAUUGUCCUAGUUCUUAGUUAACAUCACUGUAGGGUCAUAGUAGUAGUAGUGUUCUAUCUGCAUUAAUGAAUAGCUGUAUCGGUGUGUGCACAGAGGAUACCUCUCUUAAGGAUGUACUAGAUGGACUGUAGCUAAUGCUGAAAACUCAUUACCAAAUCUUAACUUGCACGUGUCACCUUGUGAAGGGAACUGCAUUAGCAUUGAGAGCUAAAUCAUCAGUAAGUACUUUAAUGCCAUGAAAAUAGCAAACACUGGGACUGUUUCCAUUCAUUGAGUGGCACUUGAUAGCAAAGGAGCUACCCAAUAUUCUCAGCAGAAGAAGAGAGAUGGCAGUGUCUUAAUCUGCCUUUGUUCUAAGAGGUACCUUUUAUUCUCUCUGAACUCGGAUACCAGGAUAAAUAUAGCAUUGGCAUGAACAGGAACACUGUGCUUAGGCAGAAAGGCUCUUUCUAAUGACUUGUUCUCUCUUUACUCAGAACCAUAUUUACCUCUGAACUGAGUUGAGUUUUAUUUUAUGUAAUUUGCCAACUACCCCCAAGCCAUCAUUGUACCAGACGGUUGAAUCGAAUCUUGAAUAAGUAAAAAUAAAUUCAUUCCUAAAUGAUAAGGUUGGAAGCGAAGGGAGAUAGCAGUUAAGGAAAGUUUUCUGGUUAUUCUAUUUUUUGGUAUUUUUAGAUGUUUCCAGUUCCCUCUACAUCAGUAAAACAGGGUUUCCAAAGAUGUUACGACAGUAGAAAUAAACUAUUAUCUUCCUAGCUCCAUAGCUGAAAUCUGGCCUUGGUUGGAAGUGGUCUGGUGGAACAGUGCACUUCAUCCUUAAUAGCAGAAUAGUCUUUGGUCAAGAAAUAACUUUUAAAAAAAUUUAGUUGUUACUUGACACUAAUUUUGUUUCUUUUAACUGGUAAAAAUUCUAUUUUGUUUGACUAGAAGAUCUAAUUUUAAAAAAUUAAAACAACGGUUAAUGGAAAGGAAAUUAAACUGAACAGAGGCAACAGUCUUCUUAAUCAUAGUGGAAGGCAUUUAAUCAGAAAGGAGUUGGACUCCUGGAAGUUUCUCUUUUUUCAGAUACAACAGACACGUUUGUUUGUUUGUUUGUUUGUUCUCUCUUAAAUGCCAUUCUCUUUAUCUACUUACUGGUUUAAGGCAUAAUUGAGAAGUUCUUAUUGAACUCAUUUUUGAAAAUGGGGCUCUUAUGCCAUUUGGGAAAGAGUGCAAAAUAUUGAAGUAUUGUAGUUGUUGAGAUUUAGAAAAGGGACACCAAGCUAUUAAGUCAGGUAAAUCCCUGAGUUUGAGAGGAUGCCCCUUAGCAUAUUCCUAGCAUUUGUGAAUUAGAUCAGUAAACCGCAGCCUCCAGGGCCAAAUCCUGAGGCCAUCUGAUUGUAUAAAGUGAUACGGAAUACCUGUUCUUCACGUAUUGUUUAUGGCCACUUGCUACUGUAAUGACAAAGUUGGGUGCUUGUGGUAGACACCACAUGGGCAGCAAAACCUGAAAAUUUACUAUUUGUCACUUGACAGAAAAGUUUGCUAACUCCAGAAUUUUGUCACUCCUGCCAUUUUGUCUUUGUAAUAGUUUGGUUGAGGUUUUAAAUUCUUGUUGCCAUAUAUGCAUCAGUUCCUUGAAAGAGCUUACCAUCUUUUCCUAGACCUUUUUCUCAGAACCCUGUUUGUGUUCCUUCUUAAUGAUUCCCAUUGCUUUAAAAGCAUUUAGAAUAGCCUUAUGAUCUGUCCUUGCCUUAAAGGUGCAGGUAGAUCAAAGUUUAGGAUGGUAGUUACAGAUGUAACAAAGUAAUUUAAAAAUAUAAUUCCCAUGCAUAAUAAUGUAGGGUUAAAUGAGUACCAUGUUUACAUAAAAUACUGUAAAAAAAUUAAUGUUUUUAUAAGUAAGUUUUGCCAUUCCUCUGAGUUAACUUGAACUGGUUUGCAUAAUGAUGACAAGAAUGAAUUUAUUUCCACUAAUAUUAAAAAUUAACUUCUGUUAUGAAUAAGUGGUUUGAUUCUUACCCAAAAUACUGUCCUUCUAGAUUAGAAACCCCUACCCUUUCCCUGUCUACAAAUCUUCAUUUUGAUUUCCUCAAAUAAACUCACUCUGUUCCAUGUGGAGUAGUAAAAAGCCCAAUGUUCUUCCCUUCCUUUUCUUUUUCCCCCAAUGAAUGUUUUAAAACAAUGAAAUCUUUGAAGAUUUCAAAUUCCUCUUAGCCCUAUCUUCCGAUGUCUGUUACUGUCUAUGAUGUUUCUAAAUAUAUACUGGGCUAUUAUUUAUUUGCUUUCCGAAUGUUCAUUCUUACUGUUCACAAAAAGCUUAUUUAUGCCAGAUGUGCAAAAAUGGAAAAUGUUAGGAUGAUUAUAAACAGAAUUCCUUGCAGGAGGAGAAUAUAAUUGUUCCCCAUAUGAACACCAUGCAUAGACUUCUGAGUUAAAUUUAUCUGAACAAAAUGUUCUAGGCUGGGCUGACACAGUGCAGUGAGUUUCACUUGUACUUUGUUGGCAACCCCACCCAUACAUACAGAGUUUGGGUGAGUGACCUAAGCUCCUGUAGGGCACCUCCUUCCUAGUCCUUCUUCAAGUUGUUUUUCCCCGUUUGAUAUUCAUAAGUUUUAUAUGAAAUGUUCUAUGAGUAGUAGAUAAUCCUUACCUGUAAGGAUGUUUGCCUAGCUGAGAUCUGCCCUCGUCUUAGAGAUUUUGGAGUGUUGCUUUUCUGAUUAAUUUGCGAUUCUGAUCCUUCUGGCAUACAGAACAUUGGCCAUAGACAGCCCGAUGCGUCCUCUGCAUGCAGCUUUCUGUGAGGCCUGGGGAGUAGCUGCCAUUUCUGUAUGAAUGCGUUGCAGAACAAUUGAGUUUGCCCAGCACUAGCGAGAUCUUUGAUAAUUAUUAGUCUUCUGUUUUACCUUCUUUGCUUUCUAGAGUCUGUUUCUGUUUUCAGUCCUCUCAUUUUUAAGUAGUGCUUUUCCCAGAGCCAGUCUUUUUAUUUUGCAGUAAGGAGGUUUUCUUGCUCAGGACAAGCCAAAGUUGGAUAGGUACUAUGAGUACUUUAAGACACCUGACUCAGUUACAUCCCAAAGGGUAUAAUUAUUGAUAACAACUGUGAUAUCAAAACCUGGAAAACAUUUGUACAGACUAUCCAGUUUUGUUGUAUAGGCAGCCUACCUUUUCCCUCAACUGCAAGGAACAGCAAUGACUUAGAAGGCAAUUAUUACUUGAAAUGUCUAUCGCCUUUACAGAGAAUACAUACAUGAAUAAAUUUCUUAUCUCACAUCUUCCCUGUUAUCUACUUAGUAGAUAUUUCCCAUCUUAACAGUUAAGGGCCUACUAGCUCAAAUAGUGGAAGCUUUAAAUAGCAAAGCUAAGUUAUAAAGGCAGAGCAGUUCAUGAAAAAUAAAACUUUUCUAAUGCUUACUUCUUUCACGUCUACUCAGUAAGUCCUCCUGAGGAGGCUAGAACUCCCCAUCCAGUUAAGACAGAAACACAUACAGCAUCUUCUAUGGACAACAAUACAAUUUAGUAUACUGUGAAUCUUAGAAUCUGAAUUAAUCCAUAAUGCCAAAAGUCAGAGUAUCUAAUGGGAAAAUGUUUCCUAUUCUGUGAAAUCACAUACCUUAAGUGAGAAGUAGCAUACAGGAGAGUCUGGUCCACAAAGUAAAGAUUAAGUAUUUAUUGGUACCAGUGUGCUUGGAAUUCAUACAACAAAAUUGAUUUUAGACAUAGUUUAGAUGUGGCUUCCUAUACUUGAGAGUCCUAAAUCCACUUGGUUAGAGUCUGGAUGUAUGCUUUUUAAAAGCCUGCACUUUUCAUCACAGAGAUCAAAAAGAGGGGGACAGAAUUAACUGUACUAAGUGCUUUAGUGGCAUAAUGGCAGUUAGUCCUCAAAAUAAUCCUCUGAUGUAGUAACAGUAGAACUAAAACUAGCUGAGAUUUUGAAUGUUUACUGUGUGCCAGGCGCAGGUCCGUGUGCUUCAUAUUGUUAACUCAUGUAAUCCUGGUGGCGGUCCCAAUAGGAUGGACACUUAUUACCCUCGCUUUAGAGAGGAAGAAACUGAGGCACAGAGAGGUUGACCCAGGCAGUCUAACACUGGAGUUAACACUCUAAUAGACUAUGUUGCCUUUAAGAGGUGUCAUUAUACCACAACUUAUAGAUGAAGAAACUGACGAACACAAGGUUACACAGUGGAUAAAUUGCAAAACCGAUAUUUACCAGGCUUGAUUCCAAAGCCCAGACUGUCUCCACCACAUCAUAUUGACUCUGUUUACUUACAAAGAGUUGAGGUGAACUGGAAUAAAUAAUAGCCAGUAACAGUACUACUUUUAGUGAAUUUUCAAGAAAGCAUGAUUGGAAGAUUGCUUCAAAAGAUAAUGCAGUUGGUCUCUGAACAGAUGCUGAUGGUGAAUAUUUUUGGAGAUAUUGCCCGUUUGAUAGGAAUCACCCAUUUGAUAGGUCUGGUUGUGAAUCAGUUCAAGUUACUACCAAGGGAGAAAUUGGAAGGUAGCAUUUCCACUGCCUAGCUUUGUAACAAACUAUAGUGACUUAAAACAACAAUUUUAUAGAUCUUGUGAUGUUGUGAAUCAGAAAUUCAGGAAAGGCUCAUCCAGGCAAUUCUCUUUCUCCCUGUGGCGAUGACUCGGGUCACCUGGUGGUGUUCAGCAGGUAGUUGGACUGGCCUGGAGUUUCCAAGAUGAUCUCAUUCGCAUGUCUGACACUUUGGCAGGGAGGGCAGUAGUCUGGGCUCGCGGGCCUCCUCUCCCUCCCUGGAGUCUCAGGGACUUUCCAUGUGGUCUCUCCAUCAGGGCGGUCACACUUAUUAAAUGGCAGCUCAGGCCUGUAAGAGCCUGGGCAGAAAGUGCCACUCCUCCCUAGGCCAGGCCCAGAGCUGCCCGCAGAGUCACCACCAUACAUUGGUCAGCGAAGUCACUGGUCAGCCUGGAUUCAAGGGAAGAGCACAUACCACCUGAUGGCACGUGUGUCUGUCAAGGAUUUGGGGCCACUUCAGUCUUUCAUAGGUGGCCCUGGGUUUUUGAUUUGUCUUGAAUUUUCUGCGUUCGUUCAUUUGGGCUAGUUGUCCAUGCCGUAGAAACCACUUAUUUCGUCUGCCACGGGUCAGUAAAGGAGCUAGAGGGAGAAUAAGACAAAUACCUAAGCACAGGUUUCAUUAGCUACCCACCCACCAAGUUUCAUUGAUCUUACAGCAAAAUGUCCAUGUUGUUUUUCUUUUGUUCCAAGUUCCAAGUUGUGAGCAUUUGUUAGUUUGUUGUUUUUUUCCUGUGAAGCUGCAGUAACUGUACAUACUGAGCCAGAAGUACUCCAGAAAGAGUAAAAAGCUUACUGUUAGAGAAAGAAGCUUGUUUGUUAGAGAUGUCAGCUGUAUUUACGUUUAUAAAUAGGCACAAACUCCCAUGGUAUGGAAAAUUCGUAUGGCUACUAAAUCUCUUUCUCCAGGGGUUUCUAUGGAGUGGCUACAUGGUCACAUUCUUGAGAUCAUUUCAAGUUCUGCCUACCCACCCUAGGCCUCUCUUUACUGCCACCACACCACCUCGGGCACAGUUUUGUGCUAGAAGAUGAAUAAGUAAGUGCAUCCCAUUUUUAUUACCUUUCUUAGGAGAAAAUUCA
Acinonyx jubatus (cheetah) is the source of this 10266-nucleotide messenger RNA. RefSeq names its product zinc finger and BTB domain containing 37 (gene ZBTB37). The transcript has 5 exons. The record is from RefSeq and is a predicted model, not a curated record. Gene Ontology annotation, molecular function: RNA polymerase II cis-regulatory region sequence-specific DNA binding; DNA-binding transcription factor activity, RNA polymerase II-specific; protein binding. Bases 392 to 1903 code for a protein of 503 amino acids. Lineage: Eukaryota; Metazoa; Chordata; Mammalia; Carnivora; Felidae. Gene Ontology annotation, biological process: regulation of transcription by RNA polymerase II.